CGACGAUCGAGGGUAUUUGGUUUCAUUCUCACAGGGUAUCUAAUGUUAAAGGUUAUAUUAAUUUGACCUCCCCACCUUUGCACGACACGUGUGGUUGUUCAUUCAGCAUUUCUCCAAUUCCACCGAAGAUGCCCGCCAAGCAAGCUACCGCCAAGCCCGUCGUCGUCGCCAAGGAAGCUGAACUUCCUCGCUCUCUCCUCAUCUCCGACAAGGGCGAGUUGACCCCUGCGUUUGUCCAUGCGCUGAAGCGCAUCUUCCAAAAGUUCUCUGAAGGCACGAACGCCCUCACUUCCGAACAAUUGAACACCUUCUCCAAGGCGUGCAACGACGGCAAGGGAUUUACCGCCAAAGAAUUGAACGAAAUCCACAUGUACUUCGAUUGCGACGAAAACAAGGGCUUGACCCAGCGCGGCUUCUGCGACAUGUACCAUACUCAAACCAGCGCUGAACCCAGCGAGACGUGGAAGGAUUUGGGCAAACUUGGCUUUUUGAACCACUUGAUCGGCAAGGGCGGCUGCUUCGCUUGCGGCGCGGAAGCCAAGACCUCAUGCGCCCGAUGCCUCUGCGUGCGUUACUGCUCGAAGGAAUGCCAAACGGAAGACUGGAAGUCUGGCCACAAGCGGGCAUGCAAGCCCAAGGCCGCCGCCAUCGUCAAGGCCACGGAAUAAUCGACAUCACAUCGACACGUCCGGUGUUGCCGACAACACUUAUAUAGUUGAAAUAGUUUCCCAAAAUGCAAAGCCCAUCGCGGUCAUCACUUGCAUUCCUCUUGGACGUGUCUACUACGCACGUUAAACUGCAGUC
Molecule: messenger RNA, 804 nt
Organism: Aphanomyces astaci
Lineage: Eukaryota; Oomycota; Saprolegniomycetes; Saprolegniales; Verrucalvaceae
Exons: 3
Coding region: 129-668 (179 amino acids)
Source: RefSeq, a predicted model, not a curated record